GUUCUUAGUUGUCCAAUUAAUCUACUUCCUUUAGCAGACUCAUAAAAAUUCUUGUUUUGGAUUUUGAUGGAAUCAUUUCAUAAGUGGGGAAUCUGGGUUUUUGGAUGGUCAUCGUCUUGGGGAUAUAACUGUAAUUGUCAUGUUGGGAAGGGUAAGUCUUAUGAUUUGGGCUUCGGUCUCUCUCUCUCGCACUCGCUUUCGGCAACAUCUUCCUUCACAACAGAAAGAAUCCAAUGGAAGGAGAUUAUCAGCAUCACAGACUCACCUCAAUUUCACCUCUUUAGGGUUCCUCUUCUAUUAUGAAUCCCAACUCCUCCGUUCCAUCUACAGUGAAUCCAUCAAUACCCAUCCUAUUAUCCCUCAGCCUCUGUUUUUACCUCGUCACCUAGCAUACUCAAUUCCAACGGGAAGAAGGAAUAGGAUUGGGAAAGGGAAUACAGAGGGUGCUUGCGGUGGAGGGAAUGCAAGGUACGGAGUGAUUGAGCAGUGGGCAUUGUUGUUGAGGAAUGCGUGGCCUAAGGUUAGUGGUGAAUGCAAGUGUUUUGGCCAAUCUCCCCUCCCUGCCUAUGAACCAGCUUUUGACUGGGAAAAUGAGAGGUCAAUGAUAUUUGGCCAGAGGACUCCAGAGACCCCUGUGGUACACCAUGGCAGUUUCAGAAUCUUGCUCGUUACUAAAAUUAUGUUGAGAUUUAUUGGUUUGCUUUAGAUCAAUCUCUCACAGUCUAUGAUAUCUUGUCUGUUGGGAUGGGUGGCCUUAGUGGAUUGAAGAUCUCUGUGAAAGUUCUGUCCCUUGCGUUUCAAGCUGGAAUCGUUGGUUAGUGUUCUUUCCCUGUUAUCCACAAGCUGCUGCAUCUUUAUAAUGUUAAGACCUAGUUCCCUCUAUUUGUCUCAGAGCCAUUCUAUGGUACAAUUUGCUUAUACAAUAGGGAGAGAAGAGAAAAAUUGUCAGAAGAUUUCUAUC
Messenger RNA from Rubroshorea leprosula, 961 nucleotides. The record is from the annotation of a GenBank genome assembly. NCBI's taxonomy places the organism in Eukaryota, Viridiplantae, Streptophyta, Magnoliopsida, Malvales, Dipterocarpaceae.